Suillus paluster is the source of this 948-nucleotide messenger RNA. RefSeq lists its product as uncharacterized. Bases 1 to 948 code for a protein of 315 amino acids. NCBI's taxonomy places the organism in Eukaryota, Fungi, Basidiomycota, Agaricomycetes, Boletales, Suillaceae. The record is from RefSeq and is a predicted model, not a curated record. The transcript is spliced from 4 exons.
AUGGCUUGUAUAUUUGAUUUAUGCACUGUCCUCGACAGACUGACAGGUGGUUCAACCAUCGUCAUGCAUCAUCCAGGCGCCACGGCUCCAAAUACACCCAUCGUUCCUGAAUCUCUCAAGGCCAAUAUCUACGUUAACCCCAAAGUCCUUCUUGAGCAUCACGAGCUACAUCCUGUGGUCGCCGAGAUCACUCAACUCUUCCUUGCGAAAUAUGCAACUCCUCUUGCUCAAAGCUUCGCAUCAUCCUGCACUAAGAAAGGAUGGAGAUCAGGAAGUUCGCAAACUCCUGCUAAAGGCAAAUGCAGGGCAGAGACUAGCCUAUUGCUGCUUAUUCCACUUCCAAUCACCCCAUCAUCUUCACACUUCGUCUUUCCAGGCCGCCCAGAUGGCUCACUGGCGGUCCUUUUGUCAACCAAGUCCCAUAUCUUAUCUUACAUUCCACACCACUAUGAUACUCAAAUUAUGUGGGUGGCGUCUCAGGUUGGUGUACAGAGCUCCGGCAAUCACACUCAUGACAGCACUGUCAACAUUUCUGCUAAUGACACUGACAAUGUGACACCCAUUACACCAGUGAAAAAGUCCAAAGUGCACUCGUUUCAGGGAAUGAUCAAGGAUACUCCCGUCACCAUGGUCGAGUCUUUGAGUGACUCUGACACUCACCCAUCUUCACUGUGGACUUAUCCUCAUGUUACAUUCUCAACCCAGAAGGGUAAGGAUGCGUCUUCGGCCCCAUUGUCAAAUAAUUCGGUCAUCAUCCCUUUUGGUAGCGAGACUAUGACUAUCUUGGAAAGCCUGGGAUAUCCAGACAACUUUCACCGACUUUGUCACCAGAUCUGUGAUCAGCAUUUGAUGAAGAGGUGGGUUGUCAAAUUAAAGGAGGAGGCUAAUAUUUCUCAAGAAGAUGCGGAGGCUAUUGUGGAUGCCAUGUUGAAAGAUUGCCAGGUCUAA